GUGAAAGCGGCGCGAAAAAUGCAACUGUUUUCCGACAGAGCGAAAGUUUAGUUGCGCAAAUUUGAGUGAGUUCGUUUGGAAUGUCGCGGAAGGAUUUUUUGGUGAGCAAUAGCGGGCCAUGAGCUUCAGGUGGGACACUUUCGGGAGCUUUAAGAUGUUAGCCGGCCGUCGUGCUGAAAAAUGUGAUUGCCGAAAGUGAAGACAUUCUGAAAAGACAUGAAUGAUUCAAAUUCCACCGAUUUAGACGUUGAGGAACUUUUGAGAACAAACCAGUUUCUUGUGAUCGGACUUUAUGUACCGGUGUUUGUGACAGCGUUACUUGCGAAUGUUUUGGUGAUCUGGGUUGUGAUCAAGGAUCAGUAUAUGCGAAGGUUACGUCAGAGGUCUCUCAGUGAUGCAAUGUUUGUACAAAUGCAAGGCAAAAAUCACCUUAGACUAAGCAGAAAUCUUCGUAGACGAGUCGUUACGAACUACUUCCUCGUAAAUCUGUCUGCGGCGGACUUGUUGGUGACUCUUGUGUGCAUGCCAAAUGCAGCGUACCGUGCAUACACCUCCAUUUACAGUUUAGGCGAAUACACAUGCAAGAUAUCAGCGUACUUCCAAGGUGUGUCCGUGGCAUCCAGUAUUUUCACCAUAACUGCCAUGGCUUUGGAUCGCUACCUAGCGAUCACCAGACCCUUCGGUUUCAUCUACCGCUGCUUCAACAGAAGGACGACCAUCAUGGUCAUCUUAGUGUUAUGGCUUUUGUCUUUCUUGCUCUUCUUGCCCAUCCUCAUGGUGGUUGUUACUUGGAAGGUGCCAGAUAUACCUUUUCAGAACAGGACUCUAUAUGUUGACCUCUACUUCUGCGGGGAAAACUGGAACAUCUACUUCGGGGAUGUUGCAAACGAGAUGCGUCUGGCUUUUGGAAUCACCUGGUUUAUCUUCAUGUUUGUCGUUCCAGGAUUGAUUAUGCUGUUCGCCUAUUCGAUGAUGAGUCGCACUCUCUGCUCCGGAGUUCCACCUUUCGACAGCAACGAUGGACUGGCCUCUGUGCAACAGAGGAACCGACUUAUACGAAGUCGAAGGCGAGUCGCAUGCAUCCUCCUCCUCUUGGCUUUCGUCUUCGCAGGCUGCUGGCUCCCAUACCACAUCAUCAGUCUUGUAGAUGACAUCAACGGCGCUUCGACAGACGAAAGCCUAAAAACGAAGCUACUUCUACUAGGCCACGCCAAUUCCGCCCUUAACCCUAUUAUUUAUUGCGCUCUGUCGCGCAGAUUCAGAAAUUCCAUCAGAGAUUUGAUCUGUGUCGAGAUACACUUUACCAGACGGCGGCAAAAUAUGCAGUGGGCCGACAGUUCCGGAUCCGGCACGCAGCUCCAUUACUUGCACAGGAUUAAAUCUGUCCCGACAGUCCAUAAUCAGCUCCAUUUCACCGUCAGCCGCCUCCAGUCUAGCCAGAAAACGACCAAAACGUGUGCGGUUUGAAGACAACGAAAAAUUCCCCAACAUCCGGCAAAUCGAAGUCCAAGGAGCGGAUGGAUCGCUUACAGAUUGAUGAAUGGAAUCGUUUGUUUUGUGCAAGUGAUGAGAAAAUUGCCGGACUGCCAUUCAAGAUUUAAUCUGAGAAGGAGGUUAAAUGUUUGAUGAGGGCGCUGGGGUUAGCUGAAUUCAAUUUUGGUUAAGACGGACAAAAACGAAAUUAAAACAAUCAAUUCUAAUUGGGUUAAUGGGCUUUUUCGGGAGAAAGAAACGUCACUUGAGUAAACAGAGAAUUUCGGUCUCGUGAUUAUGUCCUGGAUUUAAUUAAUUUGAAUUUAGAAAAAUGCGAAUAAUGUUUACUCAAGGGAAAACAAAUAAGCUAAUAAAAUUUUGGUUUAAUUAAGUAUUGGGCAAAUAUUUACCAGGUUUAUGUCUGCAAACGUUGCGCCGUUUAUUGUGAGUUAGGUAGUUUACAUUAAGAUUUUUUAAAUAAAACACCGGUUUCACUUCGCCAGGUGAAAUGUUUGGGAAAUUUUCCUCUAGUCCAGGCUGGCACACAAGUUUUAUUUUAUUUCGUAAUGUUAAUGGUCAAUAUUUAAAAGAUAAAUUACCACGAUACUGAUCAUACAUGUUCUACAUUACGACUGUAGUUGGUCUAAGGCAAAUAUCUGGUGGGUAUUUGUUGUUUUUAUUGAUUUGUAUGUGUUAAAUUAUGACUAUUCCAAAAUAACGACAAUGGUUUAUGAAAUGAAAUAAAAUGAAACAAAGAAUGUUUUGCGUCUAUUGAAAAUAAAACAAAACAUUAGUAUUUUUUCUAAAAUUUAUAUCAAACGCUGCCUCCUGUCGGUUGGUUGAAUGUUCCGGCUGGCCGUGUUUGGUCUUGUCAUAUCGAUUUUCAUUAUGCUAAUAUUAAAAUUACUGUUGUUAACAAAUUUCAUUACUUUUUACACUUGUUAGGAAUAUUAAAAUGACAGUUAUUAAAUGUACACUGCGCAAAUUUAAUUUCCUUUAGUUGUUCUGAAGUUUCUAUUAAAGGAGAAAUUUCUUUAGCCUCAUUAAGGAGAGCUUCGAAAUCCUGUCUUGUCAUGGAUACAAUUGCUCUUCAUGAACUUGGUUUCAAAUUAGAUAACAUUGGAGCUGAAUCAGAAUUAGUUGCGGACGAUCUUGAGCAAACAUCUCCACUCUGUAUUUUCAAUUUUGAAAAAAUGACUACUACUUCAAAGAUCUUUAAAAAAAUUUGUGCAGCAUUGGUUAAGACAUUUUAUAGAAAAAAAAUUUGUAGCUAAUGGGCUGAUACAUAAUGUUUGGAAAAUUCAGGCAUUCUCCACUGAAACAGAUCUCCAUACCAGUUUUUUUUUCAGUAAUUUUCAGCAUCGAUGGAUCUGCAUCUCUCCACAUAGUAUGUAUAAUCUACAUCAACAUAAUCUCAAUUAAACAAAUUUCAGUCACCGAUAUUUAAAGAGUUUCGAUCAAUUGAGUUUCGUUUCUAAAAUUCAAUUAAUGCACUUCUAAGCCGACGCUAUUGGGCCUGUUACAUUGAUAACGACUAUAGAAAAAAUAUUACAUUAUACACAAAGAAAAUCUGAGAUCUCUACGUGACAAACCACACAUUUUGCAAUAAAAUUUGUUACUUUUGUUGUUUUACUUGCGACUUUAUGUAGAUUUUUUCAAUAAUAAAUCUCUCAGACUGAAAAAAUAGAAUAUGACUACUAACAUUUGUGGCAUCAUUUCAAAACCAACUUGAUUGACGAUUUUUAUAAUCACCUUGUAUUUUUAUAUGGAAUUUUAUUCACAGCUGUAAAUACUUAGUACCUAAAUGAAACUAUUUAUACAUAUCAUCCGAAAAAGUUCACUUCUAAAUAUAAAUAAAGCAUACAGACUGUAUGACUAUUUAAAAAUUAACACCAUUAAAAUUACAUAUGUAUAAAUACAGAAUGUUUCAUAUUUAACGAUCAAUUUUAAAACUUCAGCCUGUAAAAGGAAUAAAUUUAACAACAAAGAAUUUACGAAACAAGGUUUUAAGUUUGUUUUUCUUUAAACAAUUUUGGGAAUCAGUUUUAUUGUUCCAUAGAUAUAACCAAAAAUUCUAAU
Zophobas morio is the source of this 3552-nucleotide messenger RNA. RefSeq names its product orexin receptor type 2-like. Gene Ontology annotation, cellular component: plasma membrane. The coding region runs from base 217 to 1467 and encodes 416 amino acids. NCBI's taxonomy places the organism in Eukaryota, Metazoa, Arthropoda, Insecta, Coleoptera, Tenebrionidae. The transcript is spliced from 8 exons. The record is from RefSeq and is a predicted model, not a curated record. Gene Ontology annotation, molecular function: G protein-coupled receptor activity. Gene Ontology annotation, biological process: G protein-coupled receptor signaling pathway.